AAACGGAACCGAGGUUGCGGGAGCAGCCAAACGCGGCGAGUCUUGCUAGAGCCGUCGCCGUAGCAACGCGCGGAGCCGCCUGGGAGAGGCCUCUGGAGCAGGAGGCCGAGUGGCUCUUCUGACCCGAGGCCCCGCUGUCCAGCUGGCGGGCUGUGGCCUCUAGGGAUCAGGGACUACUUACCUGCGAAGCCUGGUUAUCCGCCCGCCAGCACGUCCGUUCCCUAAGCAGACCGCCUGGCCUGUUGUCUGACCCGUCUUCUCACCGUGGCCCGGAGUCUGACCUGCCCACACUCAGUCCACUAACGAAGCUAUCCCUGCGCCUGCCCCACAGCGUCUAAGUGCCAGAUGAUGGAGGAGCGUGCCAACCUGAUGCACAUGAUGAAACUCAGCAUCAAGGUCUUGCUGCAGUCGGCUCUGAGCCUGGGCCGCAGCCUGGAUGCGGAGCAUGCGCCCUUGCAGCAGUUCUUUGUGGUGAUGGAGCACUGCCUCAAACACGGGCUGAAAGUUAAGAAGAGUUUUAUUGGCCAAAAUAAAUCUUUCUUCGGUCCUUUGGAGCUGGUGGAGAAACUUUGUCCAGAAGCGUCAGAUAUAGCGACUAGUGUCAGAAAUCUUCCAGAAUUAAAGUGAGUGAGAAGUAGUUAUGCCGAUUUGAUGAUUUUUAAAACUCCCUCAUAUUUACUCAUUUCUCAAUUCCUUGCUGAUGAAAAACAUAUUUUACACGAGUUCUAUGAGCCUGAGGCUUUAAUGAUGGAGGAAGAAGGGAUGGUGAUUGUCGGUCUGCUGGUGGGACUCAAUGUUCUCGAUGCCAAUCUCUGCUUAAAAGGAGAAGACUUGGAUUCUCAGGUUGGAGUAAUAGAUUUUUCCCUCUACCUUAAGGAUGUGCAGGAUCUUGAUGGUGGGAAGGAGCAUGAAAGAAUUACUGAUGUCCUUGAUCAAAAAAAUUAUGUGGAAGAACUUAACCGGCACUUGAGCUGCACAGUUGGGGAUCUUCAAACCAAGAUAGAUGGCUUGGAAAAGACUAAUUCAAAGCUUCAAGAAGAGCUUUCAGCUGCAACAGACCGAAUUUGUUCACUUCAAGAAGAACAGCAGCAGUUAAGAGAACAAAAUGAAUUAAUUCGAGAGAGAAGUGAAAAGAGUGUAGAGAUAACAAAACAGGAUACCAAAGUUGAGCUGGACACUUACAAGCAAACUCGACAAGGUCUGGAUGAAAUGUAUAGUGAUGUGUGGAAGCAGCUAAAAGAGGAGAAGAAAGUCCGGUUGGAACUGGAAAAAGAACUGGAGUUACAAAUUGGAAUGAAAACUGAAAUGGAAAUUGCAAUGAAGUUACUGGAAAAGGACACCCACGAGAAGCAGGACACACUAGUUGCCCUCCGCCAGCAGCUGGAAGAAGUCAAAGCGAUUAAUUUACAGAUGUUUCACAAAGCUCAGAACGCAGAGAGCAGCCUGCAGCAGAAGAAUGAAGCCAUCACAUCCUUUGAAGGAAAAACCAACCAAGUUAUGUCCAGCAUGAAACAAAUGGAAGAAAGGUUGCAGCACUCGGAGCGGGCGAGGCAGGGGGCCGAGGAGCGGAGCCACAAGCUGCAGCAGGAGCUGGGCGGGAGGAUCAGCGCCCUGCAGCGGCAGCUCUCCCAGCUGCACGAGCAAUGCUCAAGCCUAGAGAAAGAACUGAAAUCAGAAAAAGAGCACAGACAGGCUCUUCAGCGCGAAUUACAGCACGAGAAAGACACUUCCUCUCUACUCAGGACGGAGCUACAACAAGUGGAAGGAUUGAAAAAGGAGUUGCGGGAGCUUCAGGACGAGAAGGCAGAGCUGCAGAAGAUCUGCGAGGAGCAGGAGCAAGCCCUCCAGGAAAUGGGCCUGCACCUCAGCCAGUCCAAGCUGAAGAUGGAAGAUAUAAAAGAAGUGAACCAGGCACUGAAGGGCCAUGCCUGGCUGAAAGAUGACGAAGCGACGCACUGUAGGCAGUGUGAGAAGGAGUUCUCCAUUUCCCGGAGAAAGCACCACUGCCGGAACUGUGGCCACAUCUUCUGCAACACCUGCUCCAGCAACGAGCUGGCCCUGCCCUCCUACCCCAAGCCAGUGCGAGUGUGCGACGGCUGCCACACCCUGCUCCUGCAGCGCUGCUCCUCCACGGCCUCCUGAGCGUCCGUCCUCGGGAGCACAGCCUCGCGGACAGCGCCAAACCCUGUGGGUCUCCAGGGGCUUGGGAAUUGUGUUCUUUCCCAAGAGAAUCGAAGGAAAGAAUCAAAUUUCUCGCCCGGCCACUGGCACUCCAGAAGACAGCGUGCCAGAACCAGCAGCUCUCACCGUGCCGUGAUUCGCUCGGAAUUAACUCCUCUGGAUGGAAACUUCCAUCUUACGGCUCUGGUUCAGAUACAACGUCAUGAUUUUGCUACUAUCAUUUUUCACUUUUCAAAGAAUUCAACCUGUUUUACAGCAGUUCAGUUCUGCUAGUGAGUAGUUUCCCUCUCCCACCUCCCUUCUGAAAACCUGACUCGUGUACAGCGUUUGACACACAUGGGGUCUGUCUGUGCCUUCUCUGCUUCAGUCAAGAAAUCUGCCAUUUCAUGCCCUUGUGACUGCCUAUCGUUGGUCCGGCAAUAAAAUCAUUUAUUUUUCACUCUG
Molecule: messenger RNA, 2625 nt
Organism: Mandrillus leucophaeus (drill)
Lineage: Eukaryota; Metazoa; Chordata; Mammalia; Primates; Cercopithecidae
Gene: RUFY1
Product: RUN and FYVE domain containing 1
Exons: 17
Biological process (GO): protein transport; regulation of endocytosis
Cellular component (GO): cytoplasm
Molecular function (GO): metal ion binding
Source: RefSeq, a predicted model, not a curated record